This is a messenger RNA of Phlebotomus papatasi, 1191 nucleotides long. RefSeq lists its product as uncharacterized. Bases 1 to 1191 code for a protein of 396 amino acids. The transcript has a single exon. Gene Ontology annotation, biological process: DNA integration. The record is from RefSeq and is a predicted model, not a curated record. Gene Ontology annotation, molecular function: nucleic acid binding. Lineage: Eukaryota; Metazoa; Arthropoda; Insecta; Diptera; Psychodidae.
AUGCAGUUUCAUGAUCCGGAGUUUGUGCCAACUGACAACACGAUCCCAGAACAACGCAGCAGCGUGUCAUUGGUUAUUGUGAAUGAGCAGUUUUGGUCACUCAUUGAUCACUUCUCAUCAUUCACAAAGCUAGUCAGAUGUAUCGCAGUAUGGCGCCGAUACUUCACUAUUUUGAAACAGAGAUUGGCCAAACAAGAAGUUGCUCAAGGACAACUUACCGUGCUGGAGCUGAAGUCAGCUAAGAUACUUCUUUUGCAAAUUGUGCAACAGCGAGCUUUUGCAACGGACUAUCAGCGGUUGUCUUCUGGCACUCCAAUCAAAAGGAAAUCUCCCAUUCAUAGACUUCACUCGUUCAAGGGCAACGACAGGCUCAUUCAUGUUGGAGGUCGACUCUCCAAGGCAGACAUUGGAUACAAUCAGAAACAUCCUGUCUUGUUGCCUCAGCAUAACCAUGUAACUGAGAUCAUUUUAUCAGAAGUACAUCGACAAACAUUGCAUGGAGGUGCCCAAUUGGUCCUGUCUCAACUGAGGCAGGAAUACUGGCCUGUGCGAGGAAUCGAAGUAGCCAAGAAAUCAAUUCGAGACUGCGUCACAUGCUUUAGAGCAAAACCUCAACCAGUCCAGCAGAUGAUGAGUGACUUACACGAAUCCAGAGUCACCGAAAUGUAUCCCUUCUAUCAGACAGGGGUGGACUUUUGCGGUCCCGUGUUCAUCAAGACACCAGUCAGGUCGAAGACUCGUCUCAAAAUGUACAUAGCAUUGUACAUUUGUCUAGCAACCAGAGCGGUACACAUCGAGCUUGUCACGGAUCUGACUACGGGAGCUUUUAUCGCAUCAUUGAGACGCUUCAUCUCACGUCGUGGUCGACCCGCGCAGAUUCUGUGCGAUAACGCUACCAUCUUCGUUGGUGCUAGUCGUGAGUUGAAGGAGUUGGAACUUCUACUUGCUUCAAAGGAUCAUCAAUCAAAGACACAGAGUUAUGCAGUCAAUCAAGGGAUUGAGUUCAAGUUUAUCCCUCCGAGAAGCUCUCAUUUCGGCGGAUCGUGGGAAUCAGCUAUCAAGCGGAUCAAGUAUCACCUCACUCGAACAGUGGGAAAUGGAUUCUUCACAGAGGAGGAGAUGAUGACCACAUUGACCCAAAUUGAAGCCUGCAUCAACUCUCGCCCACUGACACCCACAGUGGGGCCGUGA